AUGAGCAGUCAGCAGGAGUUCUAUGGGCUUCUCUGGAUACUAGUUUUUUGGAUUCAGGAUUCCAUCGGGCAGAAAGUGCUGACUCAGACGCCAGAAUCUCUAUCAGUCUCUCCAGGAGACACAGUCACUAUCAAAUGCAGAGCCAGUGAAAGUGUUAGCAACUACCUAGCUUGGUACCAGCAGAAAUCAGGACAAGCUCCUAAGCUCCUUAUCUAUGGUGCUACCACCCUGCAAUCAGGCGUCCCAGCCCAGUUCAGCGGCAGUGGGUCUGGGACCGAUUUCACUCUCACAAUCAGCAGGGUUGAAGCUGAAGAUGCUGGAGAUUAUUACUGUCAACAAGCCUACAUCCCUAUCACGGUGAUACAGACCAAUACAAAAACCUCCCUGUUCCAGCACCACUCCAGUGGGCAGAUGGUGAUGACUCAGACUCCAGAAUCCCUGGCAGUGUCUCCAGGCGACAGAGUCGCCAUCAACUGCAAAGCCAGUUCCAGCACUAGCAACCACGUAGCCUGGUACCAACAGAAAGCAGGACAAGCGCCUAAGCUUCUUAUCUAUGCUGCUUUCACCCGUUACACUGGGGUCCCAGCCCGGUUCAGUGGCAGUAGCGCUGUCUCUGGCACUGAUUACACUCUCACUAUUAGCAGUGUAGAAGCUGAAGACGCUGGAGAUUACUAUUGUCAGUACACUUAUAGCUCCCCUCUCACAGUGAUACAGACCCGUACAAAAACCUCCCUGCCCUGUGUGGUUUCAGUUUCUCUCCUGUAA
Molecule: messenger RNA, 765 nt
Organism: Malaclemys terrapin pileata
Lineage: Eukaryota; Metazoa; Chordata; Testudines; Emydidae
Product: immunoglobulin kappa light chain-like
Exons: 4
Coding region: 1-765 (254 amino acids)
Biological process (GO): immune response; immunoglobulin production
Source: RefSeq, a predicted model, not a curated record